AAGGGAUCUGGCCUUCGGGCAUACCAAAUAUUUUUCUAGUCUAAUAGGUUGAAAACUCCUUACUCUCUCUUUAUGUUGUUGGUACCUUCAUUCUUUACAUACAAUCUCAACUUGGUACACUCAAUCUGAUCAAUCGGUCCAUCGUACCCACCCUUUCCUUUCUCCUUCCCCCCCUUCCCCUCGCCUCCCCUCCGCCGAGCUGUUAUUGCUUGUGUGGAUUGCUCACAAGGGAAAUAAAGCAAUAGGACUGUAUCUUAACCUGUUUCGCUCCUGUGCUGAGUAUCUCUAUUAUACGCCAUCAGUUGUGACCUCUUGGAACUGAGUUCUCGCCUCGUCCUCGCCCUUUGAGGUUGUCGGUCUAAACACACUAGAUAUCCCUGACCGCCUCCACAACCCACGACAGCUAUCUCGUUCGCACCGCCGCACGAUUAAAUACCCUUUAGCCACCCUCAACAUCGUCAGCCCGGCUCGUCUUCUCCUUCGCAAGAUUCUACGGAGGACGUCAGCACGCCCACUCAUAUCCCAUCGCUCUCCCCACCAUGCCGUGCUUUAAGGGUCUCGCCGUGAGUAUACACACUCCGGACGGUCCUAUCGCUGAGCACUCGAUCCAACGCCAAUCUCGAGCCUCUCGCAUAGCCUGUUACAUCCCCGUACCUCCACCGAAGCUACCUGAUUCAGGCACCGGAAAACCUGAACAAUCCACCUUUGCAGUUUCGAUCACGUUGUUGAAUCCUGGCCAAGAUGUGCCCUACUCGACUCCAAAGCCGACGCCGGAAAACCCCACACCUAAGCCUAAGGUCGUCGGGGGUCUGCCCGGCCAGACAGCGGAGCGAGGUCAAUACAGCAGCAUGGUGGCUCCGUAUCAGCCACUGACAAACUCCCCGAACGAGACGGUCGCAGCCUAUAUCUACUUCGAUGGACGACAAAAGGAAGAGGUCGCUACUUUGCUCCGGAGAGGCGAGGAGACCUGGGUAAACUCACGAUGGGUCAGCGUCCCUGAGUCAGAAGGAGGUGGCCUUGCGGAACGCGAGUUCCUCUUCCGUGAGGUGGGAUUGGAGCGCUGGCUCAAUGGCUUAGAUCUGGAGGGAAAGGAUGUCGCUGCGAAGAUUGAACGGAGACGGCAGAAGAUGGAAAAGCGUCGUUUGAAGCGUGCAUCGAUUGAUGGGACUGAUGAUCUGGAUAUGGAUUCUAAGUCAGGCAAGAAUGACAAGGGUAUCAUGCGCUACGGCAGCGACGCGAAAUCACCUCUCGAGGACGUCUCGGAUGAUGACAUGUCUUUCUCUGAUUCCGAUGACGAUCCAAUUCCGGAGUCUGCCGGACAGAUCAAGGUGGCUCUGUUCCGCGUGCUGGCAUCAGGUGAAAUCAAACGCGGAGAAUACUCGCCACAGUUCGACGCCCACGAUGAUGACGAUGAGGCCCAACAAAGUGGUAAUGGCGGGACAGACGCCGAUAUAGACCAUACGACGAGUUUCGCAAAGCCUAAGACCCUCGAUCCAAAGACUAUCAGCACACAAACAGUUACCGGGAUUGAUCCGUCCGACAAACCUUACGCUAUCUUUACCUUCAUGUAUCGAGGAGAACGGCAAUUGCAGAAAAUGGGCAUCUUGAAAGAUCCCAAGGUGCAGGAAACCCCUGGCUCGGCUAAGCGCAGAUCACUGCAGCCGGACUUCACUAAUCUUGGUCCCUUGAAACCAGGCGGUACAGUUGGAUUCUUGAAUUUCCGGGAGAGUAACGAGAACAAAAAGAAAGGCAAGAAAAACAAGUCUGCUGAAUAUGACGAUAUGGACAGCGAUGAUGAUGACGAUGACUCGAUCCUGGGUAAAGCCGACGACGAAGAAGCUAAGGAGGAUGAUCAGCACCUGUCACCAGACGACAUUAGACGCCAAGGUGAACUGGCGGAGGGCGUUCGCAAGAUCAAGCUCAAACGUCAACAUUCGUCGGCAUCGCUGGGCACCAGUACUCCAAAGACGGAUACUGCUAGCCCUCAGCCAUCCGGGGAGACUCCUGCAGCGUCUAAUAUCUCCACGACUCCUCCAGCUGCGCCAGCAGUUCUUUCGGGAAUACCCGAGGUCCCCAGACCUGCGGUCAAUACCCUGAACGGAGAGUUUGUGGGAAGCCCAUUGAAGAAACAAAGAGCCAGUGUAUCCCAGGCGGAUGAAAAUGCACUGCGCCGGAGGAUUGAAUCAGGGCUAUCUCAACCUGUCAGUGGAGCCUUGGACAGCGUUGCAUCAGAGGAAACUCGGACUGCAGGGACAAGUUCCAGUACCUUCGGGGCCCAGACUGAGAAACCCACCCCACAGGAUAACGAGGACGAAGAGCUGUGAUGAGGCUGUCUCGAUGGCAUAUUCCUAGCUACAUCAACUUACUGGGCUGACCCUCUCUUUUUGGAUUGGUGCUCGAUCAGUGGUUGCCCAUGGCUUCUUCACGAUCAAAUCAAAGCACUAUCUUUACAAUCUACGAUAACCAUAUCAUGAGCUUUAACCAUUUUUGACUAGCAGCUAACGGUGUGAACCACCAUCCUCUUUUGUUGUGUUUGAUUGGGUGAAGCUUUCAAAAUAUUAUUAUCCUGUUGACCAUGAUGGAUUGGCGUAAGUGGGCUAAUUGAGAGACAGCCACCUAGUUGGCUCUUAUUUUCUGCUUUGGGAUUUUGAUUAAUUUCUUUUAACGUCUUGAUGAUGAUAACGACGGUAUGGAGAUCGCUAGUUAGCUCUGCAUUGGGCGCAUGAGUCGACUCUAUGCGCCGCAUGGUCCCAGAUCUCUUGCCUGCGAGGAUCAAGAAAUCUUUCCUUCAUAUUUGAAAAGGGUGUGGGCUAUAGGUCAUUUGGUAUAGAAUACAUGAGUCACGCAAGGUGCAAAUAUAUGAAAUGAGGUCCUACUAUAUUACCUUGAAUUUACAGUCCUAUCAAUCAAGCCGCGGAUGAUACAAUUCGCUAUAUAGGUAAAUUGUACGAGGAAAG
Molecule: messenger RNA, 2957 nt
Organism: Aspergillus alliaceus
Lineage: Eukaryota; Fungi; Ascomycota; Eurotiomycetes; Eurotiales; Aspergillaceae
Exons: 3
Coding region: 540-2324 (594 amino acids)
Source: RefSeq, a predicted model, not a curated record